This is a messenger RNA of Serendipita indica DSM 11827, 996 nucleotides long. The record is from the annotation of a GenBank genome assembly. NCBI's taxonomy places the organism in Eukaryota, Fungi, Basidiomycota, Agaricomycetes, Sebacinales, Serendipitaceae.
AUGACACCUGAAAUGAUUCGACAGCAGAAAAAGUCGGAAGAGGCGACGCGGGUACCAUUGGACAAGCGAGGAUACGACACAAAGAGCUUGCUUGUAGCAUUUGGGAGAAGUAAGUGCGAAACAAAACUCCCUGACGUCGAUACGCUCAGCUGGGAAGAAUUAUUCCGACUCAACGGCCAAAAGCUGGACAAGAUGGGUCUCACCGUCCAGGAAAGAAGGUAUCUCCUGUGGUGUCUCGAAAAGUUUCGACAAGGCGAAGAUCCAAAGGUGUAUGCGCGAGAGCCACAGCCAAAGAAGACGCAGAGAGGGUUGUGGGGACCGCCGAUCCGUAAGAAGACUGACACACUUAAACUCCUCUCGCCAGCGUCGAGUCUUUUCAACCAAGUCUACUCCAACUCUCAAAUUCACCACGUCAAUGCUCCGUUCAACAGCACGCACUCUUCGCACGACGGCUCCUCGCCGAUUCUAUGCCACCCGGGUCCUCAACCGACAAUGACCAAGCCCGCCAGCAAUCCACCAAAGACGGGCAACAGUACAGUCCCGCUAGUCGUCGCUGCAAUCGCUGUAGCAGGCGGUGGAUGGUACUAUCUCAGUAGCACCGGCAAAGACGACGAGCUCAAGGCCAAAGCAAAAGAACUCCAGCAUUCUGCCGAAGCAAAGGGUGAGAAAUGGAAGAAGGAAUGUGAGGCAUCCUCCAGAGCACAAAGGUACAAAGAGGGCGAGGCCAAGCUUGACAAGGCGAAAUAUGAGGCUGAAAAGCAUGGACAUGAUGCUCAGAACGCUCUCCGUGGCUACGAGCAGGCACGCAACAAGGCAGAGGAGGCGGUUGACAAGACAAAGGCUGCAACAGAACAAACCGUCGAGUCUGCAAAAGCCACUGGAUCUUCGUGGUGGUCAUGGGGCUCGGGCAAGGCCGAGGAUGCCAAAGAGAAGAGUGCUGCAGGUGUUCGGGAUACAGCAUCAAAGGUCGAAAAGGAGGCGAACAAACGCACCUAG